This is a messenger RNA of Calidris pugnax (ruff), 3775 nucleotides long. RefSeq names its product PHD finger protein 3-like. The record is from RefSeq and is a predicted model, not a curated record. The transcript has 4 exons. Lineage: Eukaryota; Metazoa; Chordata; Aves; Charadriiformes; Scolopacidae. The coding region runs from base 1003 to 3159 and encodes 718 amino acids.
ACUUCUGGAAACAGGCUUCUCCUGCAAACUGGUGUAUACAAUGCAGUGACUAAAAAUUGUAGUUAAAAUGAGUAACAAUAAACUGUCAGCACAAGAAACUCCUAGCUUUCAGCUCCUGACAGCUAUCUAAUUAUGGACAUCCAGAGUACCAACUGCCUGGUGCCUUAAAAGGCUGUUUAAAAUCUUUCUAAUAUUUGAACUUUAAAAUUAACGGGUUGGUUUGGGUUUUGGGGUUUUGUUUUAGUUUUUUAAUUCUUCAUGACGGGAGAUUGUGGAUUAAUUUACAGUCUGGAUAGACUUGAUUAUUCUUUCAUUACUGUUUGGCUUUAGCGGUGUUUUACAACUUCAAAUUUUUAUUCUUUUAAAAGUGUGCUCGUUGUGGUGCCUUCACAAGAACGUUAUUUUUUUAAGUUGCAGUAACAUCAGACUUGAAAAGGAGCAGGAAUUUUCUGGCAGUCUAAAAAUUCUAACAAUUUUUAAUUUCCAUUAACUUCUUGCUUAUUUUGAUUUCUAAGACAACUUUAUUAAUUUAAGUCAGUUUUACGUAAGUAAUUGUUAGAAAUUUUUUUAUAUCUUAUUGCUGUCAUGUGAGUUAGUUUAUCUUGAAAAUGCUUCUAGUUAGGUGCCUGAGUAGUGAAAAAUAGGCAUACUUGGUUGGUUGAAGUAUGAGUUGGAUUUGUCAGACCCUCCUACAUGUUUUGUAAAAUCACUUGGGUGUUUGGCUUGAUGUUAAAAAUUUCACAUCCCCCAGGGACCAGGAUUCAUUAAUCACAUGUAGGACCUUUGGUAUAGGAGAGGGCACCUAUGCACAACCAAACUUAGAGAAAGUGAGGAGGAUGGUUGGUACAGUGGCCUGACUGCCUCUUAGGAAACCAGUUUUCAGGAGCAACCUCUGGGAUCCACCUCAGGUGGGAAGGGACAGUGAGGAACAGCUGAUCCUCUAAGACUGGGGACCUUCCUGUGGCAAAAAAACAAUAAAAAUUUAUUGGUCUUGAUGAUAUUAUGGAUGAAGAAGGAGUUAAAGAAAGUGGUAACGACACCAUCGAUGAAGAUGAGCUUGUUUUACCUAACAGGAAUUUGAGGAGCCGCUGUGAAGAAACAUCAGUCACAUCACCAAGAAAAUCGCCACGUUUAAUGGCACAAGAACCGGUUCGGAGUCUGCGCCAGAGCACGCUUGCCAAGCGUUCGAAUGUGGCCCCUCUUGUUAGUACCAAGAAAUCAUCUGUGAAAAGUGGAUCUGCUCCAAAAACUGGACAGAAACAAGAGAGAAGUCCAGCUAAAGAGGCGGAUGUCGCUGCGCCCUUGAAAAUAGAGCAACCUAAAGAAGUUAGGCGUAGUACGAGACGGUCGGGACAGGCAGAAGGAACAACAACAGCAGUGACAGCAUCCCAAAGUGAUACAAAAUGUCUUCCUGGUCCCGAAGAGGUGAACGAAAUAAAGUCUGAAACCCUUAACGAGGCAAAAGUUGAGGAAACAUCCCAAGUCUUAAGUUGUGCUAACUUAGCAGGAGCCAGCUCUCCUUCUCCUGGAGAAACAAAGGAUAUAACAGAGGUUUCCACAAAGACUGAAUCUGGGAAGGUUGAGUCAGUUUGUUCAGUAUCUGCAGAUACUGAAAUUACUGCAGUUAAAAAUGAAGCAAAUGAUGUGAUUGAUUCAAUGGGCUCUGAAACUUCUUCAGAAGAAAAGACUGAUCAAACAGAGGAAUCGGAGACGAAAGCAGAAGAGCAGGAUCAAAGUGGGGUCCCUGGAAAAGCUAACGAUUCAUCUAGUGUUUCUGUGAAUCCAAGUGAAAUUUGUGAGACCAUUUCAAAUUUGUCCAGCCCUAUAGAAAAGGGGGUUGACUGUAGUUUAGGUUCCCACAAUGUAGAAAUUCCUGAUGCAAAUACCUUGUCGGUAACAGAAUGUGUGACAGAACCUGUAGAUGAUGACAAGGGGGUGGAGAAAACUGUAACCUCAUCUGAGAAACUAUUGGACAGUACAGAGUUUGAUAAUAAGGACUUGAAAAGUGAAGAGUUUACUUCUCCUGACCCAGGAAAUAGCAUUUUAGAUAGCACUGUUCUUGACCAAAAAAGCCAAGAGGUACAGCAGAUCGUCAGUACUAAAGUAGAAGGCCCUGAGGCAUCAAAAUUUCAGGAUGAUGAUAAACAAAUUAGUGUUUCAUCAAAAUGUGAAAAGAAUAUUAGGCCUCGGCAUAGUAAAUCUGUAAUACAGAAUAAGCAAAAUCUGACUGCAGGUACUCGACAGAAAUCGGGUGCAGUGCAACAAGAAAUAACACGUUCGAAAACAAGAGCUGGUCUUACUGUUUCAGGUCUUCACAGUCCAUCUUCAGCAAGUCUGAAGCGGAAUGCAGAUGAGCAAGAGAGUCAUCAGCAUCCAAAUAACCCAGUUAAAAUUAGGAAGAAGCAGUCUGAUCUGGGUUUCAAAGCAAGGAGCUGUGUUUCGGGGGCGAGCGGAAAAAAGCAGACCAACAUGAUGCUGAAGAAAAUACCCCGUGUCCAGGCUUCUGGGCAAGUACAUAAGUCAUCAAUUCAAAAAGCAAGUGAGAAAUCUCCUACUCAUCAAAGCUCUUCUAGAGACACUCACCACUCCGUGCAUCCGUUAUCAGGGCAUGUUUCAAAUCUUGGGCAGAAAGCCCCGGGUCAGAAACACCAGCUUGCAACUGCCCUAAAAACAAAUAGCUCCGCAAAGGAAGAGGCAGAGCCCAAAGAUCCCCCUGUUACAGAACAUCUGAAGGAGGAGGAUAAAGAAAAAAACAAAUCAAAAAGAAUUGAUAAGAAUCUCCAACCUCGCCAGAGAAGAAGUAGCAGAAGUCUUUCGCUCGAUGAACCUCCGUUGUUCAUCCCAGACAACAUUUCAACUGUUAAACGGGAAGGCUUGGAACAUACCUCUGCUAGUGAAAGCAAAUCUGUUUGGGUGCCCAACAAGCAGUGUGGCUUUUGCAAAAAGCCACAUGGCAACAGGUGUGUGUGUGGCUUUGUGCCUGAGGAAUUUAUUAUUGGUUCCAGAAGAUAUUAUUAUUUUUUCCUCUCUUACCAAAUGUUUCAUACUGCUGGUGCCAAAAGGAGAAGGCAGAGCCUUAUAGUCAAAGCACGUCUGUUAUACUGUCAAUUAGUUUCCUUUGUACUCAUAUACUUCUUUUUUUUGUCUGUAGUUAACUAGAACAUUAGAAACUAGCUUGGUCAAAUAUUUUUACUAGAAAUAUUUUAUUAUAUGAAUGCUGUUUUUGAGGAAUGUGAAAUUCUGCUAUGCUGUUAAAAUAAGUACUUUAACCUUGACUUUUUUUUUGUUCAUAGCAAAGGAAUGAGAUUAAGUUGUCUGUGUUUCAGAUUGUCAUUUCCUUCUUUCCAGAGAAAGAUGAAGAAUUGCCAUCAACCAAAAAAAGUCAAAUAGUUGUUUGCAUGUGACUUUUUUUUUUCCUAGUAGAAGAGGGAUUCUAAUACCUGGAGAUUCAGAGGGGUUUUUUAUGACUUGUAUUAUCAUUGCUGUAAGGCUUUCAUGUAACAGGAGUAAUGGAGGAGUUGGUGGCAGGGGCGAGAGCAUCAGUCUCAAAAAAACCCCCAUAAAACUUCAAUGUGGGAAUAUCUGAAAUUGCCUUAGACUAAACCUAAUAAUAAGGUUGCAUCUGAAGUUAAUAAUGUCCCUUUGUGACAAAAGUUAUUCUUCUGCACCGUAAGUGAACUGAAAAAGGCCAUUGGGUUCCACUAAUGAACUGUCAAUCCAAGAAAAAGAAUUCCUUUAUUACCUCUUCUUAUUUUCUGGAUUUAAUAGUGAAGUA